CCAGCCCCUUUUGCUUUUUAAGAGACAGGGUCUUGCUAUGUUGUUCAGGCUGGCCCUGAAUUCCUCAUGGAAUUCUCAUGGUUCUCCUGCUUCAGCCUCCAGAGUAGCUGGGGCAACAGAUGUGUCAUUGUGCCCAACUGCAUUCCCUCCUUUAAUGGGUUAUUAGUUUAAAGAAGAACUGCCUUCUGUGGUUGGCAGAGAUCUGUUUCAUUGAAUGUGAGGCCUCAGGUAGAAAUACACUGCCUUCCUUUCUUAUGGAAACAAGUGGAAAAGCUGGUUGGAUUUAGAGGAUUAUGUAUGGGACUGUAUGGUAUUAGUACUGUCAGCAGGGCUGAAAUGCUUCUCCCAAACUCUGGUGAAUAUACAAGCAAGGAAGGUCAAAGUCAGAAAUUGCUCUGUAUUUCACUGAGUAGUGCCAUAUUUUAACUCUAGUUUUGUUGAAGAUGAUGACAUUACUGUGACUAUUACGGUUAUCAGCCCAUAAUUGAGCUAUGUUGUUUUCAGCAUUUUUUUACUUUUGGUUCUUUUUUCUCAUUCUCUUAGUCAGUUUUUUCUUUACAUCUGUGCUACAACCACAUCUUAAACACUCAUUAGAUAUGUGUGGACUGAUGCAAAUGCAGUUGUGCCUCUAUUUUUUUAAGAUGGACACUUUAACCCUGAGGUGGUCAAGUAUCGGCAGUUAUGCUUCAAGUCACAGUACAAGCGGUACCUCAACUCUCAGCAGCAGUACUUCCAUCGACUGCUAAAGCAGAUUCUUGCCUCCCGGAGUGAUCUGUUAGAGACGGCCCGCAGGAGUGGCCCGGCCCUUCCCUUCCGGCAGAAGCGGUCUUCGCCAUCCCACAGCCCUGAGGAGCGGGAGUGGCGGACCCAGCAGCGCUAUUUGAAGGUCUUGAGGGAAGUGAAAGAGGAGUGUGGCGACACAGCACUGUCCUCUGAUGAAGAGGGAGAGUAGUAGUGACUGUUGGCCUGCUGCAAUGCGACCCCAUCACUCUGUUGAAGUCUCUCUCCUGGAAGAGCCGUUUAAAUGAUCUAAGUGUGCUCCACCUCAUCUGGGGAAGGGUCAGAAAGAAAUGUGGAACCCUGGCCUCCAUGUUGUUGGCUUAGCCCUGUUGAACCCAAAUGGCCACUUACCCAGUCUCCCCUAUUGGAGUCCACAGCCACGUUGGAUUUACAAGAAAAAUUUUCUUUUGAAGAUCUCAGCUCAUGGCUUCCAAGCUCUCCAGCACGUUCUCCUAGUCCUGCGGUGCCCCUGAGGGUGGUGCCCACGCUUUCCACCACGGAUAUGAAAACUGCAGAUAAAAUAGAACUGGGAGACAGUGACCUGAAGACAAUGUUAAAGAAGCACCAUGAGAAGCGGAAACAUCAACCAGAUCACCCGGACCUUUUGACAGGAGACCUGACCCUCAGUGACAUCAUGACCCGAGUAAAUGCUGGCAGGAAGGGCUCUCUUGCAGCUUUAUAUGACUUGGCAGUCCUUAAAAAAAGAGUGAAGGAGAAAGAGGACAGGAAGAAGAAGAAAAUAAAGUUGAUCAAAUCGGAAGCAGAGGAUCUGGCUGAGCCCCUAAGCAGUACUGAAGGGGUCCCACCUCUCUCAGAAGCCCCAUCUCCAUUGGCAAUAUCUGCUAUCAAGGAAGAGCCCCUAGAAGACCUCAAGCCUUGCCUUGGAAUCAAUGAGAUAUCUUCCAGUUUUUUCUCUCUUCUGUUAGAGAUCUUGCUGCUGGAGAAUCAGGCCAGCCUUCCUAUGCUGGAGGAGCGGGUUUUGGACUGGCAGUCAUCUCCAGCCAGCUCCCUCAACAGCUGGUUUUCUGCCGCCCCCAACUGGGCUGAGUUGGUAUUGCCUGCCCUACAGUAUCUUGCUGGAGAAAGCCGAGCUGUUCCUUCCAGUUUCUCUCCAUUUGUUGAGUUCAAAGAGAAAACCCAGCAGUGGAAAUUGCUUGGUCAGUCCCAAGAUAAUGAAAAGGAAUUAGCUGCACUCUUCCAGUUAUGGCUUGAGACCAAAGACCAGGCCUUCUGUAAGCAAGAAAAUGAAGACAGUUCAGAUGCCACAACACCUGUCCCUCGGGUAAGAACUGACUAUGUGGUGCGGCCCAGCACAGGGGAGGAAAAACGGGUUUUUCAGGAGCAGGAACGUUAUAGGUACAGCCAACCCCAUAAGGCAUUCACUUUUCGCAUGCAUGGCUUUGAGUCUGUGGUGGGGCCAGUGAAAGGUGUGUUUGACAAGGAGACCUCCCUCAACAAGGCUCGAGAGCAUUCGCUGCUGCGCUCGGACCGGCCUGCCUAUGUCACCAUUCUGUCUCUUGUUCGGGAUGCUGCUGCUCGGCUGCCUAAUGGAGAAGGCACUCGGGCAGAGAUAUGUGAACUUCUUAAGGACUCCCAGUUCCUUGCACCAGAUGUCACCAGCACUCAGGUGAACACAGUAGUGAGUGGUGCACUGGAUCGACUGCAUUAUGAAAAAGACCCUUGUGUGAAAUACGACAUUGGACGGAAGCUGUGGAUUUAUCUGCAUCGGGACCGGAGCGAGGAAGAAUUUGAGAGGAUUCACCAAGCUCAAGCAGCUGCAGCUAAAGCCAGAAAAGCCCUUCAGCAAAAGCCCAAGCCUCCAUCCAAGGUGAAAGCCAGUAAUAAGGAGAGCUCUGUGAAGGCUCUCAGCGGUGGCCCUUCUGAGCAGAGCCAAAUGAGUCUUAGUGACUCCAGCAUGCCUCCCACACCACUUACGCCUGUAACCCCCACCACACCAGCAUUGCCUACCACCCCUAUUUCCCCUCCACCCAUGUCGUCGGUGAAUAAGAGUGGACCUACCACUGUCUCAGAACCAGCCAAGUCUAGCUCAGGUGUUCUUCUGGUGUCCUCACCAACAAUGCCACAGCUAGGAACGAUGCUUUCCCCACCUUCCAGCCAGACUCCACCCAGCUCUCAGGCCACUGCCCGGGUCGUGAGCCAUUCAGGCUCAGCGGGACUGCCCCAGGUACGGGUGGUAGCCCAGCCUAGCCUUCCUGCUGUCACCCAGCAGUCAGCAGGGCCAGCACCAACACUGCCACAGAUGCCAGCAGGACCACAGAUCCGGGUACCAACCACCUCCACACAGACCAAAGUAGUUCCCCAGGCAGUCGUGGCCACCAUUCCGGUUAAGGGGCAGACUGCGGCAGCCACUGUGCAGAGGCCCGGACCUGGACAGACUGGGCUCACGGUGACUAGUCUUUCUGCUGCAGCCAGCCCUGUGAACAAGCCAGCUACGAGUUCUCCUGGGAGCUCUGCUCCAAGUGCCUCCACAACUGCCGUCAUUCAGAACGUCACAGGACAGAACAUCAUCAAGCAGGUGGCAAUCACGGGCCAGCUUGGUGUGAAGCCUCAGACAGGGAAUAGCAUUCCACUCACAGCCACCAACUUUCGCAUCCAGGGUAAGGAUGUGCUGCGUCUGCCACCCUCUUCCAUCACCACAGAUGCCAAGGGCCAAACUGUGCUGAGAAUCACUCCAGACAUGAUGGCAACGUUGGCUAAGUCCCAGGUUACCACAGUCAAAUUGACCCAGGACCUCUUCGGGACAGGAAGCGGCACUACAGGCAAAGGCAUCUCUGCUACCUUACAUGUCACUUCCAAUCCUGUCCAUGCAACUGAUAGCCCUGCCAAGGCCAGUUCAGCUAGUGCCCCUUCGUCCGCUCCAGCAGGUACCACUGUGGUCAAAGUGACUCCUGACCUCAAGCCAACAGAACCUUCGAGUUCAGCUUUUCGUUUGAUGCCAGCUCUUGGUGUGAGUGUGGCAGAUCAGAAGGGGAAAAACACCGUGGUGGCCUCUUCAGAAGCGAAACCGGCUGCCACAAUCCGCAUUGUGCAGGGCCUAGGAAUGAUGCCUCCUAAAGCAGGCCAGACCAUCACCGUUGCAACCCAUGCCAAACAAGGGGCCGCAGUCGCCAGCGGGUCUGGAUCUGUCCAUUCUUCAGCGGUGUCCUUGCCCAGUAUGAAUGCCACCGUGUCCAAAACUGUUGCUGUGGCUUCUGGGGCCACAAGCACCCCCAUCAGCAUCGGGACAGGAGCCCCCACUGUGCGGCAGGUCCCUGUCAGCACCACAGUUGUGUCUACAUCCCAGGCUGGGAAACUACCUACGCGGAUCACAGUUCCACUCUCUGUGAUUAGCCAGCCAAUGAAGGGCAAGAGUGUGGUCACAGCCCCCAUUAUCAAAGGCAACCUUGGAGCCAACCUCAGUGGACUGGGCCGAAAUAUCAUCCUCACGACCAUGCCAGCAGGUACUAAGCUCAUUGCUGGCAAUAAGCCAGUUAGUUUCCUCACUGCCCAGCAGUUGCAGCAGCUUCAGCAACAAGGUCAGGCCACACAGGUGCGCAUCCAGACAGUCCCUGCAUCCCAUCUCCAACAAGGCACAGCAUCUGGGUCUUCCAAAGCUGUCUCCACUGUUGUUGUGACCACAGCUCCAUCUCCUAAACAAGCACCUGAACAACAGUGACAGAGAAGUGGCUUCCAUAAGAGACCAGGCCUGGUCUGUCCUGGCUGAAAGGACAGGAGCAAGGAGGUUGCCUCAUUCCUCUCAGCUUGUCUGCUUGAAGCAGACCAGUCAGGGGUGAUAGCAACUAUGGCCUAGAUUCUGCUAUCACAUUCUACAGUUGAAUGUGAGAAUGGUCCUGUUCAGAGCUCCUGGGUCUGCUCUGUACCAGUCCAGGAGAAGAAUCUGUUAAGAGUCAUGGGAGGUCACAGUUACAACAUACAAGCCAAAGUUCUCCUAAAAGUAGAACGCCCAGAGAGUGGGCAGGCAGUGAAUAAGUUUUGUUCUAUGUGAGGGUUGUACUUUUUAGCUUUUGGUCAUCUUUGACUUAUGUUCUGGAUAUGAGUUUUGUAUCCAGAAAAUUUUGUGUAACUUAUUUUUUUAAGAACUUAUUGUAUAUCUUUUAUCAAAUAGAAACUAAGCUUUAGCCCUCCUAAACUGAUUACUUAUUCUUUUGACCAGAGUGAAAGAAUAGGAAGAAUCUUAGCAAGUGGGUGGCUGAUUCGAUAACUACAUAGUAAUUGAGAGGAUGUAAGGUGGGGAUCACAUAGGAGGUGAGGUAAUGUGGAUUCCCUGAAGUGAGAUUAGUUUGCAACUCCUUCCUAAGAUGGGCUUUGGGAUCUUGAUCGUGUCUAGACCCUCACUUGCUGAUGUUGCCUUUGGCAGGCCUGUUCACAUGCAAGUCCAGAGCCAGUGGACAGACAGUAGGGGAAUGACAGCAGAGAUGCUGCUUUUGAAGCAUAGACUUUUUUACAGUUCAGAUUGUGCAUUCUGUUUUGUUCUAAAGAAGGGGUCGUAAACCAGGCUCUUAGGGCUAGCCAUCUGUUUUUGUAAAUAAAGUUUUAUUGGAACACAUCUCAUAUCGCUUAUGUAGUAUCUAUGAUUGUUUUUGAGUUAGAAGGCAGAAGUGAGUAGAUGUCAGAGACUGUAUGUCCCUUAAGCCCAAACUUUUUCUUUUAAUUGACCUUUAAGAAAAAGUUUGUUGACCAUUGCUCCAAUGGAGGGAUGGGUGUGGGGCUUCAGAAACAUUCUGGACUUAAAUUCACUUAUUACUGGCUAGUUCACACUUCUCAGCCACCAUCAGCUACAGGAAGAGCACAGAAUGAUAUUUUAAAAUGUCUUAAGUACUUAAGCACUGGUCAUUCCCAGUACAGUAACCCUGCCUUAUUUAUGGUUUUGGCCAAGUGUGGUCAAUAAAUAACUUAUGCGUAUGCAAUAGCUCAGUGGAUGCAGUGAAGCUCAGUCAGUCCUGUGUUGUUACCUGUUGAGUUUAAACUCUGUGCAUCCUGAGCAUUUGCAGUUUUCCCUCAACAGCGGUCUCCUUAGAACCAUACACCUCCAUUUACCCAGGGUCUACUCUAUAGACCUCUGAAUGUGGAGCAGGGCUGGGUGGGAAUCUUUUCUGAAGUCAUAGGACUUCUCUGUCUCUCUUGAAAGUAUGCAAAUUAUUAAAAAAAUUACCUUUAAUCUGUGGAACUUUAGUGAAUGUAUUUUAUGGGGCUUGGAUGGGAAAGUAGAUCUGGAGGCCAUAGAAUAGAAAUAGCCUUGCUUAAAUGGCAGCUGGAUUAAAGUUGAGUGAUUUGGCAAGUUGCGGAGGAGCAGAGAGAAUUAGAGUGGCUUGUUGGUUACACAGCGGCUUUGCAGUUCUGUUUGAUUUCAUAGCACUUCUGUCAAAUAGAUGUUUCCAUGCCCCCUUUUAAGUGUAAGAUGUGAGUUUGAGUUGAAGUUAAAGAGAACUAAGAUGAAAAUCCAGUCUUCUGAUACUUAGACAAGUUCCCUUUGGGCUGAAUUCUUAAGGGGAGGAUGGCUGGAAUAUGUCCUCGUAAGCAUUGGGGCUGAUCACAGAGUUGGGAGGUGGAAAGCCUGGGUUAGAAAAAGCAGAGGUGGGCUGGAAGUGCAUCUGAAGUGAUAAGAGCACCUGCCUUACAAGCAUGUAGCCUUGCAUUCAAACUCCAGUCCCCCACAACCCCCCCCAAAAAAAGGAAAGCCAACAAAGAGCAGAGAUGAUAGGCUAAGGUGAGAUUGAGCUCUUAGUGGGUACAGAGAGGAAUGGCAUGGGAAUAAGACUGGCAACGACAGAGGUAGGUUUCUGCUGUGAGGAAAAACACAGUCUUUUACCGAGUAAGGGAGAGUUCACCUGCUUUACAAUACUCUGAUACUUGCACCUUGUUAUUUCCAAAUCACAUAGAAAGCCUUGAGACAGUUUCUAUAUACAAAAAAGAAAGUUGAGAUAUCUUGUCUCAGAUAAUCACUGCUGUUUAAAAACAAACCCUUUCUGAAUUUACUUAACAAAUCCCAUAGAAAUAGCUUUGGCACUCAGCCUUACCCUACACCACGCUUUUGUAUACUGAAGUCACCCAAUUGUGCCUGUCUGCUUUAUACAUGCAGACAUGUGUAUCCUAGAGCAGGGAUGUAAAACAAGUCUGUUUCAAGAUGCCAUUGUGGGUUGAUGCCCUAGGAAGUUGAACUUUGGCCCUACCAGCCUGUUAAUGGUGUAGCAUGGAGCCUCCAGUUACUGGUGGUGGUCAGUGACAGCCCAAGUAUCUGUAACAUGCUGCUUUUGUACGCAGACUCAGGGGACUCCAAGUCAUGGUCAGUGUGGUGGAUUUUCGCAGGAAGUAAUUCCUGAGGAACUUCUGGUGAGCUUCCGUUUGACAGAGGUUUGGUAGAAUUAUUAGCCAUGUGUUCAAGACAGGUUCUGGUGAAUGGAGUUCUGAUGGAUUUGUACUUUUAACACCACAUUUAAGAAUGUUAUGCCAGGGCUUGUCACUUCCAUGACGGUCUCCCAAACCUUUUAUGUGAAGGACAGCAAAAAAAAUUUUAAUAUUUUAUAUCUGAUCUUCACAUUUUAACCUCUUCACUCUGAAAAAUACUGUAUUUCCUUAGAGUAUUUCUACCCUUGUAAAAAAAAAAAAAUCUCAAAUAUGAAGCCAGGCAUUGUGGUACAUGCCCAUAAUCUCAGCACUACUCUAGGAAGGAACAAUAGGAAGACAUGAGUUUGAGGUCAGCCUGGCCUAUGUAGUGAGACCCUGCCUCAAACAACAACAAAAUAAAAGCCCAGACACCCUCAGAUGUAGAUGUUUUCUACAAAAGUAAAACCAAAUUGUAGGUUCUUCUUCCUAAUUAUAAUUUCUAAGGAAAAAUGCAUUUUAUAUUAAUUGUUGUUAGUAUGUCCUCCAGUACUUGGGGAAUGAAUGAUUGAGUUCCUGCUCAGCUGAUAAACCAAGUAGAUCCUGAGAGGGGACCCAGGAGUUUUUUAAUAAUGAAAUUCAUGUUUUUAGUAAACUCACUGUUAGUCCCUAAGUGUGACUUCAACUCUGAAAGUCUGGCUAACCUUUCACUUGAGUACAGCAUUUCUUCCAAAGAACAUGCAAAAUAAUAUAAAUUAUCUUUACCAGAUGUGUGUGAGGUUAGCAGGGUAGAUGUGAGAGACACCAGACUUUCAAGUCAUGCUGGAGACAGGCUUUGCCACCUGGUGGCUCUGUGACCAUAGGCUAUGCAGCCUGUGGGAGGGACCUCAUGUGCUUACAUUAGGAGGUUGUGGGAGCCAAGUGAGAUAGAAUGCAUCUCAAUCAAAAAUGCUGUACCAGGCAAAGGUGUGAUUUGGUUCUGAGAUACUUUUAGCUUUGUGCUAGCCCACUUUUAUCAUUUGUAGAACUUUAUAUGUUUAAUUUCCAACAGUCUUUUGUGCCUUCUUUACUGUUAAACCUGCUAUUCUCCAUGCCUGGAAUCUGCUUUUUCCAUAGGACAGACUCCCCAUUUCUUUUCCCCCUCUUCAUGGUUUGUACUUGGCUUUCACAGCACCCAUCACGCUGUGGGUGUAUAUAUAUGUAUAUACACACACAUAAAAUGGCCCACAUUGCUUUCCCUGAUGACAGACUGGUGACUCUUCAUGGUCACAAACCUCAUCAGUCCUUGUAACAAUUUCAGUGCUGGUGCAAAGUGGAUGUUUGAUAUUUGUUGAAGGAAGUUCUUAAAAAAAUACCCAGAACCAAGACGAAUUCAGAAUUCAUAUCCUUUGUUUUCAGCUAAGUUAAAAUCCAGUGCCUUUCAAACCUGACAUUUUUCUCCAUAUCUCAUUAUACAGAUUUCUUGUAUAGCUAUUCACUAGUAGGGUAACUUUGAUAAGUCAGAAAAGCUGACUUUCAAUUCUCCACUGGACCAGUAACUAAUACCUUGAUUUUUAAAAAUUACCUAACUUUGGUCCUUAUCAACUAUGGUAUUGCAAUACUCUGGUACACUAGUUAGAAAAUGUUUAACAGGCAAUGUUUAAAGUACCAAAGCAGCCAGGCGCCAUAGGCUCACUCCUGUAAUCCUAGCUACUCAGGAGGCAGAGAUCAGGAGGAUCUCAGUUCAAAGCCAGUCUGAACAAAAAGUUUGCAAGACUCUAUCUUGGA
This is a messenger RNA of Castor canadensis (American beaver), 8889 nucleotides long. NCBI's taxonomy places the organism in Eukaryota, Metazoa, Chordata, Mammalia, Rodentia, Castoridae. The record is from RefSeq and is a predicted model, not a curated record.